AUGUCGAUUGAGAAGGACGGUACACUCUACAGAGAAUGGACUCUCUGGUAUCUCAUUCCAGAUCGUUAUACAAUGAAAGAGGCAGCAUGGAAGGACUUUUUACAUCCAAUUGCUGAUUUUGAUACAAUUGAUAAGUUCUGGGCUGCAUUCAACUCUAUCGAAAAGGCAUCAUUGCUUCCAAAAGGUUGCAGAUACUACGUUUUUAGAAAAGGCAUUCUUCCAUUGUGGGAAGAUCACGCAAAUAUCAGUGGUCACGAAGUUUCUAUCGAACACACAAUCGCAAAGGCCAAGAAACCAAAGGUUAAUGACAGAUGGGAGGAUGUUCUCUUCUCUGUUAUUGGUGAAAGCUUCCCAUAUUCUGAUAAAAUUAAUGGCGUUGAGUUCACUGUUCGUACAGAAACUUUCAAGAUCGGUGUUUGGGUUUCUCAGACACCAUAUGAAGUUACCAAUGCUAUUUCUGCAGAAUUGGCCAAGUUAAUCAGAUGGAAUACUCCAGUAAAGGUUAGCGAAAUCAAGAUUUAA
Molecule: messenger RNA, 522 nt
Organism: Trichomonas vaginalis G3
Lineage: Eukaryota; Parabasalia; Trichomonadida; Trichomonadidae
Product: translation initiation factor protein
Exons: 1
Coding region: 1-522 (173 amino acids)
Biological process (GO): translational initiation
Cellular component (GO): eukaryotic translation initiation factor 4F complex
Molecular function (GO): translation initiation factor activity; RNA 7-methylguanosine cap binding
Source: RefSeq, a predicted model, not a curated record